This is a messenger RNA of Funneliformis caledonium, 870 nucleotides long. The record is from the annotation of a GenBank genome assembly. NCBI's taxonomy places the organism in Eukaryota, Fungi, Glomeromycota, Glomeromycetes, Glomerales, Glomeraceae.
AUGUCACCUGCAAAUUCUCAAACAACCUCUGGAAGGUCAUUACCACGAAUUACUUCUGCAACACGAAAAACUGUAACAAAACUUGAUCCAAUUUCAUUAAAAAAUUCUCUUGAUGAAAUUUUAGGUAUCAAUAAGGAAAAAUAUUGGUCAGCAAUACAAUCGUUCGUUAAAGGGGAACUAAAUAAAGUUGAAUUGGAUCUUUAUGCGCAUUCUUUAUUAUCAAAAGAAUAUGUUCAUUUACAUGAUAAAUUUAUUCGUGCGAGCAUAAUAUUAAAGAAUACAUGCAAAGCGAAUCAGAAUAACGUUAGAUAUGCAUCAUCACCUUAUAACGAAAGAUCUCUAGAAAAAUUCAUGUCUACAAUGGGAAAGGAAGAAAGGGAUAAAUUACGCGUUAUUUUAAAAAAUACACGAGAUAAUCAAACAACUUCACAUCCAAAUCCAAGUUUAAUGUUAUUUGAGAAAAAGUUUCCUAAAAAGGCAUUGGAUGACGGAAAUUUCGUUGAUCAUUCACAACCUUUAACCUCUUCUUCUUUAAUGAGUGAGGAGGAGAAAGGAAUUUCAGAAUUCGAAUCUAUUUAUACAAAAAUGACAGAAAUCGCUUUGGAUAAUGGAUUAAUUGGUGGUGUGUCUGAAGAUUGUGCAAAUUUGAUGAUUUUUGCAUUGGAGGCACAUCUGAAAAGUAUUGUUCAUGAUUGUAUAAUUAAGAUUAGAUCAGAUGAUUCUCAUAAUGGAAAAGGUAAUUCGGCAAUCUCUUUAAAUGAUCUCGCAUUUUCAUUAGAAAUUUCUCCUUACAUUUUAGUGGAAAAUAAUUUUAUGUUGGAAAGAAUAAGAUCAAAACUAAAAGAUGGCAAACAAAAAAUUUCAAAUUGA